Messenger RNA from Aegilops tauschii subsp. strangulata, 747 nucleotides. RefSeq lists its product as uncharacterized. The record is from RefSeq and is a predicted model, not a curated record. NCBI's taxonomy places the organism in Eukaryota, Viridiplantae, Streptophyta, Magnoliopsida, Poales, Poaceae.
AUGAGGGGCCCUUCCGGCGCGGCGCUUCUCCCCGUGAAGGAGUGGGCGGAGCUUGUUGCCGUCAAGCAGGAGCCGGAGGAGGGCGAGCUCGUCGCCGUCAAGCGGGAGCCAGAGGAGAUCCCGCAUCGAGGCGUCAUCGGUCCCGAAGAUUACGUCGGCGAUGAUGUCGAGGCGGUCGCGGCGGCGAUUGCCGCACAGAGCUUGCGAGAGGAAGAGGAGCACCGCCGCCGCGACGAGGAGAUCGAAGACUUAGGCGUCAAUAGCAUAGUGUCGUCAAGCCACCGACACGAACCCUGCACGCUGGUGCUCUCCAAGGAGCGCAGCUUCUCGAAGCGUCUGCACCACGACGUUCCCCGAGCAAGCUACGUCCAACAGGACGCCGGUGGAUACGGGUUGCACCAGUCUGACGUGAGCAUGCUGCCCCUCCUGGGAGACGCGCUGGGCUCGAUAGAGUACGUCGUCACAAUUGGGAUUGGGUUGCCGGCAUUUGGCCAAACCAUCGGCAUCGACACCGGAAAACACGUCUCCUGGUACGCCUCUCACACCCUCGCGCUGACCGGCUCGAAAGCUAUCAAAGGCUUCCAAUUCAUCUAUAGCCACACAGAUGCCUUCAACCCCAGGCUCAAUGGCCUCGUCAAGAUCGGCAGUGGUGUGCAGUCGUUCGUGUCUCACAAGGCGGCGACAUAUGGGAGCCAGUUCUCCUACUGCCUCCCGUCGACCCCCUCUCCUUCGGGUUCCUCACCCUAG